UCAUCUAAUCAACAAGUGAAAUAGAGGGAGAAAAAAUAGUAUUAAUUAUAAUUAAUUAUAAUAAAUAAUAAAUGAUUAUUCUGUGUAUAUUUUUAUUGCAGGUAAAUGUUGAGGACUCCAACAACAUGUUACCCAAAUCCAGAAGAGCUCUCACCAUUCAGGAGAUCGCAGCACUCGCCAGAUCUUCACUUCUCGGUAUCUCUCAGGUGGUGAAGGAUCAUGUGACCAAGCCGACGGCGAUGGCUCAGGGUCGUGUUGCUCACCUGAUCGAGUGGAAGGGCUGGUGUAAACCCACGGACGCUCCCAACGCCCUCGAGACCGACUUCAACUCCUACUCGGAUCUCACGGAGGGCGAGCAGGAGGCCCGCUUCGCUGCCGGUGUAGCUGAACAGUUCGCUAUAGCAGAAGCUAAACUUCGUGCCUGGUCCUCAGUAGACGGAGACGAAUACAACGAUGAUUCUUAUGAUGAGGAAUAUCUGUCUGCUAACGAACCGUCCACCCAGAGUACAGAUUUAUCGUCGUACCCGAAUUACCUGCGAGAUCUGAUACACACUCGGGUCUGUGAGGCCAGGCUGUGCGAGGCAGAGAGCGGCGUCUCCGUUGACCUCUCACCGGGGUCGCCGCCCGACACGCUGGGGUCAAGCAUGUGCAGUCUGGACGACACGCACCCGCUCCUACGUGACCUGGGUCGCUGCGGAGACGACCUCACGGCUAAGAUUCUGGGCGCUCUGCAGGGCAGGGAGGACCUUUUACUACUGGCUCGUUUACAGCGGGCGGGGCAGAGGCGGGGCCAUUCCUUCUCUGACACUUUCGAGGAUGACGACGCGCCGCCUAAAGACUGCAGGGUUCGAGCCUGUCGCACGCCCGAGUUCUCCACGCGGAGGAAAGUGUCCGACGUGGCUUCCUCGGGCGUGGUGUCACUGGACGAGGAGGAUGAAGACGUAGACGACGACGGCGCGGAGGAAAAAGACGCGUAAACGUUUGCUAGUUUAUGUUUGUUGAAGUGACUCGGCAUGUUUGCGUUGGCGUUUUUAUGUGCGUUUAAUUCAUUUGGUUUAAAACUUUGCGGCGUCUCAACAAUCUUUCCUGCUUAAACGAACCAACAAAUAAACGUUUUUUGGAGCGAACGAUUCCGAAAUACCACCGUGACGGAGAGCGCAGCUCUCAUAGCGACUAGCUACGAUAAAUACUGUUGUACAUAACGGAGGAACGAAAGACUGAAACUAUAAAUGUACCUUCUGCAUGUGUUCUGAAGUUCCGACCCAGCGUUUGAUGACGGGCGAAUGUUCGGUUUCAGUCCCUUUUUUGCACGGUUUGUAAAUCUAUAGCCCCGCCCAUUGCAUUCUGGGCCCUGGUUAAGCCCCUCCCCCUUUGCAAGAGACCGUUUGCAUCGUACGGGCAUGGCUGCUUGCAUCGUGAAGCUCGUAACUAUUCGCCAAUCUGACGAAACUCUUCUAGCCUGUCGGCGUCAGCAUGGAUGCUGAAGAUGCUGGAAUGUUGAAUGUUUGUACAGGAACGCGUCUUUUAAAACAAACAAAAAACUCAUUUUAUUUAUUUGUUGAGCUAUUUUGUCUUUAUUUUUCUGAAUGAUCAUUACAGUAUUGACCUAAAUAUAAACAAAACCUGAUAUUAUAUAUAUUUAUAAUGAAAAUGUGAUAUUAUU
Messenger RNA from Trichomycterus rosablanca, 1663 nucleotides. It is a transcript of the gene fam131ab, whose product is annotated as family with sequence similarity 131 member Ab. Bases 72 to 977 code for a protein of 301 amino acids. The record is from RefSeq and is a predicted model, not a curated record. NCBI's taxonomy places the organism in Eukaryota, Metazoa, Chordata, Actinopteri, Siluriformes, Trichomycteridae. The transcript has 4 exons.